Messenger RNA from Coregonus sp. 'balchen', 2202 nucleotides. NCBI's taxonomy places the organism in Eukaryota, Metazoa, Chordata, Actinopteri, Salmoniformes, Salmonidae. The record is from the annotation of a GenBank genome assembly.
CGUUCUAGUUAUGUUGUGACAACCAAGAUCUACUGGGGAGGGCAGUAAGUAUCCUUGGGGGAAAAUGCCAGAUAUAAGUCAUUAUUUCUCCAUUGUUCUGGCAAAGUGACUCUGUAUUGUUGCUAUUUAUCCCCUUACUAUACUGGAACUCCAUCACUCUACAGGGCGGAGACAGAAAGGGGACUCUCCAGAAAGCACAUCAUUGAAGGUAGAAUCAAAUUAACCUAGGAUAUAGUGGCAAUGAUGAUGAUGAGGAUGAUGAGGAUGAUGAGGAUGAUGAGGAUGACAAUGAGGAUGAUGAGGAUAAUGAUGAUGAUGAGGAUAAUGACGAUGAUGAGGAUGAUGAGGAUGAUGCCCAUUACAUUGCAGGUUUGAGAGGAUCCCUGUCCAGACUCCAGUUAGAUUAUGUGGACAUCGUCUUUGCCAACCGUAAUGAUGUCAACAGCCCAAUGGAAGGUCAGUCACACAGUCCUUCUACUUCACUGUCAAUCUGUUCCAAAGAAAAUGUGCUUUCUGCUCCACUCCCAACCCUUUAUGGUGUGUAAUAUGUACUCGAAAAAGUGUCUUAAUGUUUACAUUCUAAGCAUAUAAUAGCUGUGUUAUUACAGUAUGUUUAUUACGAGUUGGUUCAUGUCAUUUGCAGAGAUAGUACGGGCCAUGACCUUUGUAAUAAAUCAGGGCAUGGCAAUGUACUGGGGCACAUCUCGCUGGAGUCCCAUGGAGAUCAUGGUGAGUCCCCUGUUAUCUGUCCCUGUUACCUAAUACAUUCCUGUCAACACCUGCUCUUUUUAGUCAAUGACAUAAGGCCAUUGGUGCGCUGUGGUGAUGUUGUUAUUGUGUUUCCCUGCCACCAGGAGGCGUACUCAGUGGCGCGUCAGUUUAAUCUGAUCCCACCUGUAUGUGAGCAGGCUGAGUAUCACUACUUUAAGAGGGACAAGGUGGAGGUGCAGCUCCCUGAACUCUACCACAAGAUAGGUCAGUCAUCCACAAUCACACAGUCCAGCGAACAGCACCAGAUGUCCUCACAAUGCUGCUUGCAGAGGACUCUUAAUACAUUAUCGUUCUCUCGUUCUCUCGUUCUCUCGUUUUCUCGUUCUCUCUCUCUCUCUCUCUCUCUCACUCUCUCUCUCUCUCUCUCUCACUCUCUCUCUCUCUCUCUCUCUCUCUCUCUCUUGUCUAGGUGUAGGGGCAAUGACCUGGUCUCCCCUUGCGUGUGGACUGAUCACAGGGAAGUAUUGUGAGGGUGUACCUGACAUCUCCAGGGCUAACAUAAAAGUGAGUUCUCCAGACAAAAUACAAUUAAUUAAUUAGUGUAUAUUCUCCUCUGUUUUCUACUUGAUUGGAAUUCUUUAGUUGCUAUCCCACUUUUUGUCAAGUAGGCCUACAACCGUGGAUGACACAAUUCAAUAUUUCUGUGUUCGUUCUGUCUAAUAUUGGUGCAGGGUUACCAGUGGCUGAAGGAGCGUGUCAACAGUGAGGAGGGACGCAAGCAGCUGGCCAAGAUCAAAGAGCUCCACCUAAUGGCCGACAGACUGGGAUGCACCGCCGCACAGCUAGCCAUUGGUAUGGAUGGUGUGUGUGUGUCUGUGCAUGCGUGCGUGUCUGUGCGUGUGCAUGUGUUAAUUGUUUUUGACCAUCUCUAUUAUCUAAUGUCUCUGUCUGACACUCUAACAUACUGUUUAGAAUUGAAACACAGAAUUAAAUAGAAAGCGUCAAUCUGCCACAUCAGCUCAGCCUCCAUCUCUGAGCUGUCUCCUUCUUCUCUGUCCUCCUAUAGCCUGGUGUCUGCGCAGUGAGGGAGUGAGCUCAGUGCUGCUCGGUGUCUCCAAUACUGACCAGCUGGUGGAAAACCUGGGUGCCCUUAGGGUAACGACCCUCCCCUCAACAUCACACCAUUCUGAUGUUACACUUUUCAGUGAACACUCAAUCAGAGCUCAUCAAACUAAUGAUAUUGUCAUGAGCAUGAAAUGUAAAAAUAUUGGUAAUACAAAAAGUCUGUAUUUUUAGGCAUCUUUAAUGUCACUUAAGAUUCCAUUUUAGAUUAAGCAAACAAGCAAGCAAUCACCAAACCAUUUUGGCCUAGUCCUAAACUGACAUGCCAUGUUAUGCCUGCAGCUUAUUUCACAGAUGACUCCUCAGACCGUGGCUGAGAUUGACUCACUCCUGGGAAACAAGCCCCACUCCAAGAAAGAGUCGCGAGCA